AAUUAUAGCUAUAACUUAUUAUAAAUUAACAACAAUAAUUGACUUAUACAAUUGUAGACAAUAGUUAUUGAUUACAGUUAGAGAUUAAAAAAAUCAUUCCAAUUCUGUAGCUGUCAUUUUAGUUUACUGUUCAAACUGAUUCGUCAACAUUGAAAACUUAGUUCUAAAUCCAUAUUUGCUGUUUUGGUUCACUGUGUUUUCUAGUUUUGAUCAUUUGAGUGAAGAUAUUACUCUUAUAUCUGGUAGGAAAAUGUCAGCAAAAGUAAUUGAUGGCAGUAUAUUAGAAGGUGGUGGCCAAAUUCUACGAUUGUCUGUUGCAUUUUCAUGUCUCUUAGAGCAACCUAUAUUAAUUAAUAAAAUAAGAGCUGGUCGAUCUAAUCCUGGUUUGAAACCUCAACAUUUAGCUGGAAUCCAAUUAGUUAAACAAAUGUGCAAUGCAACUACAAAUGGAGACCGGCAGAACUCCUGUGAAUUAACAUUUCAACCAAAAACUCUAAAAAUGGGAAAUUUCAAUUUAAAUGUCAAUUCUCAAACUGCUGCGAGUAUUCCUUUAAUGAUACAGGCAGCUUUACCUGUAGCAAUAUUUAGUAAUCAUAAUUCCAAUAUAACUAUGAAAGGAGGAACUGAUGUUAGUUUUUCUCCUUCGAUGGAUUAUGUUAAAAAUGUUUUAUUUCCUAUUUACAAGUUAUUUGGUGUUCAUUGUGAAGCACUUAUAACUAAACGAGGAUUUUAUCCUAAGGGUCGUGGAGAAGUAGUGUUGACAGUAAAUCCUGUUUCUGAAUAUUUAAAGCCUGUUGAAAUUAAUAAUUUUGGAGGUCAUCCAGCUAUAAAAGGAUUUAUAUUUAUUAGUGGACCAAAACCUCAAAAUAACAAAAAUAACCAGAUAGUUCAAGAUAUAGCAACAGCUGUCAAAAAUAAAUUAAACCUGUCCGGUUAUCAUAAAAUUACAAUUGAAACUGAGGUUGGAAAUUCAGAUGGUUCUGGUGGAAGCUUAGUGUUGGUUGCUGAUACUGGAACCUGCUUGAUUGGUUCAUCUGCUUUAUAUGAUAUGAGAAAAUCAACUGUAGACAGUAUCACCGAUGAAGCAUGUGAUAAACUUUUAUUAGAUUUGGAAGUAAAAUCAUGUGUUGACCCUAAUGCAUUAGAUAAUCUCAUUAUUUUUAUGGCACUUGCAAAUGGAAAAUCAAAAGUGAAAUGCCGAGAAAUCACUUUGCACACUAAAACUGCAAUUUAUAUUGCUGAACAAUUUACUGAUGCUAAAUUUAGCAUCAAACAAUUGGAUGAUAGUUUAAAUGAAAUCAUCUGUGAAGGCAUCGGGUUAAAAAAUUUCUAAUUCUUAUUUUAAUAAUAAAAGAAAUGUAAUUAAUUUAAGAUCGACAGCA
Molecule: messenger RNA, 1382 nt
Organism: Melanaphis sacchari
Lineage: Eukaryota; Metazoa; Arthropoda; Insecta; Hemiptera; Aphididae
Gene: Rtca
Product: RNA 3'-terminal phosphate cyclase
Exons: 10
Coding region: 251-1333 (360 amino acids)
Biological process (GO): RNA processing
Cellular component (GO): nucleus
Molecular function (GO): RNA-3'-phosphate cyclase activity
Source: RefSeq, a predicted model, not a curated record